Messenger RNA from Diplodia corticola, 1062 nucleotides. Its product is annotated as methionyl-trna formyltransferase. The record is from RefSeq and is a predicted model, not a curated record. Gene Ontology annotation, molecular function: methionyl-tRNA formyltransferase activity. Bases 1 to 1062 code for a protein of 353 amino acids. NCBI's taxonomy places the organism in Eukaryota, Fungi, Ascomycota, Dothideomycetes, Botryosphaeriales, Botryosphaeriaceae. The transcript has 2 exons. Gene Ontology annotation, biological process: conversion of methionyl-tRNA to N-formyl-methionyl-tRNA; biosynthetic process. Gene Ontology annotation, cellular component: mitochondrion.
AUGAUCGUCCGCCGCUGCGCUCGCCGCUCCUUCGCCGCCGCCGCGCCCCCGCCCAAGCUGCGCCUGCUCUUUUGCGGCUCCGACGACUUCAGCAUCCACGCCCUGCGCGCCCUGCACCGCGAACACGUGAGCAACCCGCGCCUCAUCGACACUCUCGACGUCGUCCAUCGGCCCGGCAAGCGCACCGGCCGCGGCCUGAAGCAGAUCCGCCAAGUCCCCAUCAAGGCCGCCGCCGACGAGCUCGCGCUUCCCGCCCAUGAGAUCGAUACUUUCACCGGCUGGGUCCCCCCCGCGCCUUUUGACUUGGUUGUCGCCGUGUCCUUCGGUCUUCUUGUGCCGCCGCGCAUCUUGAAACAGGCCACAUAUGGCGGCCUGAAUGUCCACCCCUCCAUGCUGCCUGAUCUCUACGGCCCUGCGCCCAUCCACCAUGCCCUGCUACGAGGAGACGCGAAGACGGGCGUUAGCAUCCAAACCCUGCAUCCCAAGCAUUUUGACCAAGGCGUCGUGCUGUCCCAGACUCCUUCCCCCGGCAUUGCAAUCCCCGAAGUCGCCACCUGCACUCCCCAGCGCCUCAUCGAUCAUCUGGGCCCAAUUGGAGGCGCCAUGCUAGUCCAGGUCCUCCGAGAGCGCGCUUUCAUCCCUCCCUUGAAGAGCGCGGCUUCAGAAUCCACGGCUGAGCCCCGCCAUGCUUCGAAGAUUACAAAAGAGCAUAGCCAUGUAGACUUUCAUACUUGGCCCGCCGAUCGCAUCGUGCGCACGCUGCGGGUAGUGGGCCAGUUAUGGGACACUGCUCUUUACUCAGAGAUUCUGCCCGAAGCAGGCUCUCCUAAGAGGAUCGUCAUCCAUGCGGCGAGAAUUGACACGGGUGCGCCGGCAGAGGCGCAUCCACCGGGCACGUGGUGGGCCGACAACAAGCGUCAGCCAGUACCCGCCAUUGGCACCGUCACCUGCGAUGGCAAAGUGAUAUACAUAGAAUCUUGUACUAUAGAGGGCUCCCGCAAGGGAGAAGGUACUCGGUUGCUAUCCCAGGCGCUGGCUCGCACAUCUGGUCCAGGUAGAUAG